GGCGGGGCGGGGCGGCCGGGCUCGGCCCGGUGGCCGCGGGCCCCGAGAGCGGCGGGACGGAGCGACAGGAGCGGGACGGAGCGGGGCGGCGGGGCGACGGGACGAUGCUGUUCUCGCUGCGGGAGCUGGUGCAGUGGUUGGGAUUCGCCACGUUCGAGAUCUUCCUGCACGGCCUGGCGCUGCUCGUGUUCUCGGUGCUGCUGGUGCUGAAGCUGGACAGCGAGGCCUCCCCGCUCUCCUGGUGGGUCGUUUUCGUCCCGUUCUUCGUGGCCGACGGGCUCAGCACGUAUUUCACCGCCAUCGUGUCGGUGCGGCUGUUCCAGGACGGCGAGAAGCGGCUGGCGGUGCUGCGGCUCUUCUGGAUCCUCACCAUCCUCAGCCUCAAGUUCGUCUUCGAGAUGCUGCUGUGCCAGAAGCUGGUGGAGCGCUCCCGGGAGCUGUGGUACGGGCUCAUCAUGUCGCCCGUCUUCAUCCUCCUGCAGCUGCUCAUGAUCCGGGCCUGCCGUGUCAACUGAACCCGUGGGGCCCAUCCCGACCCAGUGUGUGCGAUGGGGCCGGACGCAGGGUUGGGGUGGGAGGAGCAGCCCGUGCUUUGUGCUUCUUCACAAGAUGCUUUUGCAUUCCAGGCUCGCUCAGCCCACGGUGUGAGUCUCAAACUGUCUCCAGUGCAGCACUUUGUAAAUGCCGGGUGUGUUAUUUGAAAAUAAAAGCGCAUGGGGUGAGCUGGUU
This is a messenger RNA of Coturnix japonica (Japanese quail), 729 nucleotides long. It is a transcript of the gene TMEM203, whose product is annotated as transmembrane protein 203. Gene Ontology annotation, cellular component: endoplasmic reticulum. Lineage: Eukaryota; Metazoa; Chordata; Aves; Galliformes; Phasianidae. Gene Ontology annotation, biological process: intracellular calcium ion homeostasis. The record is from RefSeq and is a predicted model, not a curated record.